Physeter macrocephalus (sperm whale) is the source of this 7388-nucleotide messenger RNA. Its product is annotated as acetyl-CoA carboxylase 2-like. NCBI's taxonomy places the organism in Eukaryota, Metazoa, Chordata, Mammalia, Artiodactyla, Physeteridae. The transcript is spliced from 13 exons. Gene Ontology annotation, molecular function: ATP binding; metal ion binding; acetyl-CoA carboxylase activity. Gene Ontology annotation, biological process: fatty acid biosynthetic process. The record is from RefSeq and is a predicted model, not a curated record. Gene Ontology annotation, cellular component: mitochondrion. The coding region runs from base 3430 to 5013 and encodes 527 amino acids.
CUGGGUCUCUGUUGCAGCUCGUGGGCUCUUUUUUGUGGCUUGUGGGCUCGUUUUUGCAGCACGUGGGCCUCUCUAGUUGUGGCAUGUGGGAUCUUAGUUCCCCGACCAGGGAUCAUACCUGGGCCCCCUGCAUUGGGAGCAUGGAGUCUUAACCACUGGACCACAAGGGAAGUCCCUAGGAAUUCUUGAUCUAAUGGGGGAAGCAGGUGUUUUCUUAGUAAUUCAAAUUCAAGGCCCACGGGAACAACAGUAAUUAACUGUUACCCUUUGUGGGGUGCUUUCAGGAUGCCAGACUGAACACUUUGUACGUGUGAUCUCAUGCCAGAUUUACAACAGCACCAUGGGACACUCAGUGGGUGCUGUCAUCUCCAUUUUACAGAUGAGGAAACUGAGGCUGUCAGUGCUGGUGAUAACAUAACGGGGAUUCCGCUCAGGCUGUUGCCCAAAGGGCUCUUCAUGGGCAGCCAGGUUGUAAAUGCAUAAUGUGCUUGAAUAGACUCAAAAUAUAAGCCCUUCCUAAUGUUGGACCAGUCAGAAGACUAAAGGACUCGACUGGUAACUAGUUACUCUGGCUGGUGAGCGUGCCAGGGAAGUGAAGACUCUUAGAGCCAGAAGGGCCUCAGUGGUUGUUUAGUUUCUCGGAUGCAGGGUUCAGAGAGGGCAAGAGACCCAGAUGUGUGGCCAGCCCACCAGGAGGGAGGCUGACCCUCCAGUUUUUUUGUCUUUCCGCAGAGGAGACUAACAGAGCCUUCAGGGGCACCCUCUCUGGAGUGCUCAGAGCGUGUCUGAGCAAAGGGCCCGCAGAAGGAUGGGGGUCCCAGAUUUGAAUCACAGUCUUUCUUGUGCACUAAGUUUUUUGUGGAGCAUGCUAGUCACAUUCCUUCCACAUUUGGAGCCCUAAUCUAACCCAUCUGGCCAAAACCCUCAAGUCUUACAGGAACGAAAGCAGGCCACGUGGUCUACAAAGGAUACAUUUUUUUCUGAUCUACAGAACUAUUAACACAAAAAGUUUAACCUAUAACUCUUGAAUCACAUUUAAUUGUACGCCUUAAUCCAAAAGAAUAGCUUUCACAAACCACUUUAUUUUUUAUUUUUAUUUUUUAAAAUUUAUUUUUAUUUAUUUAUUUUUGGCUGCAUUGGGUCUUUGUUGUCACACGCGGGCUUUCUCUAGUUGCAGUGAGCGGGGGCCACUCUUCGUUGUGGUGCGUGGGCUUCUCAUUGCGGUGGCUUCUCUUCUGUUGCAGAGCACGGUCUCUAGGUGCAUGGGCUUCAGUAGUUGUGGUGCGUGGGCUCAGUAGUUGUGGCUCGCAGGCUUAGUUGCUCUGCGGCAUGUGGGGUCUUCCCGGGCCGGGCUUGAACCCAUGUCCCCUGCGUGGGUAGGUGGAUUCUUAACUGCUGCGCUACCAGGGAAGCCCCGACACAAACCGUUGUAAUCCAAAAGAAUGAACUUGCACGAAAUUGGAAUUGUCCUGGCAAGUUCAGACCAUGUGAUCACUGUAUAUAUAACAACAUGAAGAUGCUUUAUUGGGUCACUGCAUGGUUCCUCUCUUAGCUUAAAGUUGCUAAAAAGAUGGAGAUAGACAGCCGCACUCUGCCGCUGAGCUCUGUAGCCUUGAAAAGUGCCAUCAACCCUUUGAACCCCGGUUUCCUCAUCUGUCAAUGGGGCUGAUCCUAAUUGGCCUUUCCAGGGUUCUUAUGCCCAGCACUCAGGGCCGUGGGUGCUGUCCUGAGUCAGCACAAACAUUUGCACAACUGCUAACAGUGAUGACAGAAUUCUGUUGCAAAAGAGGCCUAUGCAGUCAAGAGGCAUGUGGGAUCCUGUCCUGAAGGCCUGGACCAUCUACUAAGGAGCCAGGAAUAAUAGGAAGGCAAGGUCCCAAAUGCCGGCCAGCAUUCCUUGGUGUGCAAACAGGGCCAGAGUUCAGAGAACAGAGAAGUGAAUGUGGGUCGGAGUGGUUGGAGGACAUCUCAAGAAGAGACUUGAGUCUCUGUUGGGAUGAAAUAAAGUUGAGGACCGGAAGGCAGAAGAGUCUGGUCUUCAGUGAGCCCCACGAUAUCCCGUUAUGAUGUCACUGCCGAGGGAAUCCUGCUCAGGACCAAGGCCCGCUGCCCAUGUUGAAAUGUUGGUUGUUGAUCUGUGGGUAGUCUCACUCCUAUGUUGUGCACAUUAGAAUUUCCUGAGGGGCUUUUGAAAAACCAAAGUCUGCAAACUUUUCAUAAAGGACCAAAUAAUAAAUAUUUUCGUCAUUGUGACAGUAUGGUCUCUGUCACAGCUACUCAGCCCUGCCUUUUACUGCUCCAGCUCCCACAGACAAUAUGUAAUUGAAUGGGCCUGAGUGUAUUCCAGUCAUGAUUUACAGAUACUGAAUUUUGAAUUUCAUGUAAUUUGCACGUGUCACAAGGUAUGAUUCUUUUUCAACCAUUCAAAAAUGUAAAAACCUUUAUUAGUUUGUGGGAGGUACAGAAGCAGGUGGCAGACUGGAUUUGGCCCUUGAACCCUAGUUUGCUGACCCCUGGCCCAGCCAAAGUGGCCAUCUCUGGAGGCACUGAGCGGGCAGUUGGCCUGAGAAAUUUCCAAGCGUCCACUUACCUGGGGGUCCAAAGAUGAGUUCAAAACUAUCGACCUUUCCUGGGCUAUGCAAUGUCCUUUCUUGCUUACUUGCUGGGUGAUAAUAGUAAGGCCUUUACUUCCAUCAGGGCAUCAGCUCAGAGCAGUGACCAUCCCUGUUUUACGAAAGAAAUGGUAGGGUAAGGGAUUUAAGAGCUGGUUAAUGCCAGGGCCCUAGCCUGAUGGCCUCACACUGGGGCUUUUAUACUGGCUCCCGUGCAGAGAGGCACCUCAGCUGAAGCUCUUUCCUGCAGGCCAGGCCCAGUGGUGAACCCUGGACACAUGCUCUAGGUGGCAGAUCCUAUUAAUAUUAUAAAUAUUCACAUCCUGUCAGGGAGGCAAGGCACAGAAUAUUGAAGCAACUUUCCUAAGAUUACACAGGUCGUAAGUAGUAGAUUUUGGAUUCAAAGCCUGGGAGGAUGUUCUGGUCUACUGGGCUUUCUCACUUGUGGCACUGUUCACAUUUGGGUCCCUGUAAUUCUUUGUUGAGGGCUGUCCUGGGCUUUGCAGGAUAUCGAGUGGCAUCCGGGCUUUUCACCCACUAGAGGCCAGGAGUACACUCCACGCUGUGAUGACCAAAAAUGUCUGCAGACAGUGCUGUGCGUCCCCAAGGGAGCAAAGUUGCACCCAGUUGAGAACCCCGGAUUACCAUAUUGUCUCUCAAAUUGCAGUCCUGCCUGGUCUCGUGCCUGGGCAGCUGGUGGUGUUUGGCUGACAGCUCUGUUGUGUAGUUGACCGCACCUGAAGCCAUUUCCAAAGUCACCGUGGAAUAUUUCAGCCUCCACACUUGCCUUGGAACGAAUGCCAGCCAAAGGCCCAGCAUGUCCGGGCUCCACCUGGCGAGAAGAGGCCGAGAACAGAAGAAGCUGGACCUGCACAGAGACUUUACUGUGGCUUCCCCUGCCGAGUUCGUCGUGCGCUUUGGGGGGGAUCGGGUCAUCGAGAAGGUGCUCAUCGCCAACAAUGGUAUCGCCGCCGUGAAAUGUAUGCGCUCCAUCCGCAGGUGGGCCUAUGAGAUGUUCCGAAAUGAGCGGGCCAUCCGGUUUGUAGUCUUGGUAACCCCCGAGGACCUCAAAGCCAACGCAGAGUAUAUCAAGAUGGCAGAUCAGUACGUCCCCGUCCCGGGAGGGCCCAACAACAACAAUUAUGCCAAUGUGGAGCUGAUUGUGGACAUUGCCAAGAGGAUCCCCGUGCAGGCAGUGUGGGCUGGCUGGGGCCAUGCUUCUGAAAACCCCAAACUUCCGGAGCUCCUGCACAAGCACGAGAUUGCUUUCUUAGGCCCUCCCAGCGAGGCCAUGUGGGCAGUGGGAGACAAGAUCGCCUCCACCAUCGUGGCCCAGACGCUGCAGAUCCCAACGCUGCCCUGGAGCGGAAGCGGUCUGACGGUGGAGUGGGCAGAAGAUAGUCUGCAGCAGGGGCAAAGGAUCAGCGUCCCAGAGAACAUUUACAACGAUGGUUGCGUGAAAGAUGUCGAUGAGGGCUUGGAGGCAGCAGAAAAAAUUGGUUUUCCCUUGAUGAUCAAAGCUUCUGAAGGCGGUGGAGGGAAAGGCAUCCGGAAGGUGGAGACUGCUGAGGACUUCUCAAUACUUUUCAGACAAGUGCAGAGCGAGAUCCCCGGCUCCCCAGUCUUUCUCAUGAAGCUGGCCCAGCACGCCCAUCACCUGGAGGUCCAGCUCCUCGCUGACCAGUAUGGGAACGCCGUGUCCCUGUUUGGGCGUGACUGUUCCAUCCAGCGGAGGCAUCAGAAGAUCAUAGAGGAGGCGCCGGCCACCAUUGCCACGCCGGCCGUGUUCGAGAUCAUGGAGCAGUGUGCCGUGCGCCUGGCCAAGACCGUGGGCUACGUGAGCGCGGGGACCGUUGAAUACCUCUACAGCCAGGAUGGCAGCUUCCACUUCUUGGAGCUGAAUCCCCGCCUGCAGGUGGAACAUCCCUGCACGGAAAUGAUCGCCGAUGUCAACCUGCCGGCCGCCCAGCUACAGAUCGCCAUGGGCGUGCCUCUGCACCGACUGAAGGAUAUCCGGCUUCUGUAUGGAGAGUCCCCGUGGGGGGUGACGCCCAUUUCUUUUGAGACCCCUUCCAACCCUCCCAUCGCCCGAGGCCACGUCAUUGCGGCCAGAAUCACCAGCGAAAACCCAGAUGAGGGGUUUAAGCCGAGCUCUGGAACGGUCCAGGAGUUGAAUUUCCGCAGCAGCAAGAAUGUGUGGGGUUAUUUCAGCGUGGCUGCCGCUGGAGGCUUACAUGAAUUUGCCGAUUCCCAGUUUGGGCACUGCUUCUCCUGGGGAGAGAACCGGGAAGAGGCCAUUUCGUCAGUAUCUCCCUCCCUCCCUCCCUUCCUUUCCCCGCUCCCUUAUGAGAAACUAAAAAUUAGCCUGCUGCUUCAGAUGCAGCAGCACUUUAGGAGAUGAAGAGCAGACCGUAUUUUAAAUUCCCUAUGCUGAAGUCCAAGAACCCAGUCUGUCCUCUUCCUGUACUUGAGAUCCAUGACAUACAUGAAAUCAGUUCACCAAGGUCAUUGGUCUUGAGCUUAUUACAGGUCGAUCUUGAAGGAGAUCCAAAGAAUGGUCAAGGUGAUUCUAAAAGUUUAAAAGGUGCUGCGUACUAUAUCCUUUUUUAAAAAGGUGGUGCUGGUUGGGAUGGGGCUGGGGGUUCUUUUAAAUUUAAAUCUCAUAAGCGGUUCCUGGAGAAACCUACAUUGACAAAGAAGCUUACAAAUUCCAGAACAUCCACAUCUUUUUUUUUAUCGGUGAAGUAUAGUGGAUUUAUAAUGUCGUGUUAAUUACUGCUGUAUAGCAAAGUGAUUCAGUUAUACCUAUACAUACAUUCUUUUUUUUAAUAUUCUUUUCCAUUAUGGUUUAUCAUAGGACAUUGAAUAUAGUUCUCUGUGCUAUACACUAGGACCUUGAUGUUUAUCUAUUCUAUAUUUAAAAGCUUACAUCUGCUAAUCCCAACCUCCCACUCCAUCCUCCCCCUACUUCCUCCCCCUUGGGAACCACCAGUUUGUUCUCUAUAUCUGUGAUCCUGUUUCUGUUUCAUAGAUAGGUUCAUUUGUGUCAUAUUUUGGGUUCCACAUAUAACUGAUACCGUAUGGUAUUUGUCUUUCUCUUUCUGAUUUACUUCACUUAGUAUGAUCAUCUCUAGUUGCAUGCAUGUUGCUGCAGAUGGCAUUGUUUCAUUCUUUUUUAUGGCUGAGUAGUGUUCCAUUGUGUAUAUUUACCUCAUCUUCUUUAUCCAUUCAUCCAUCAAUGGACAUUUAGGUUGCUUUCAUGUCUUGGCUACUGUGAAUAGUGCUGCUACGAACAUAGUGGUGCAUGUAUCUUUUUUUUUUUUUUUUGGCGGUACACGGGCCUCUCCCCCUGCGGAGCGCAGGCUCCGGACGCGCAGGCCCAGCGGCCGUGGCUCACGGGCCCAGCCGCUCCGCGGCAUGCGGGAUCCUCCCGGACCGGGGCACGAACCCGCGUCCCCCGCAUCGGCAGGCGGACGCCCAACCACUGCGCCGCCAGGGAAGCCCCACGUAUCUUUUUAAAUUAGAGUUUUGUCCAGAUAUAUGCCCGGGAGUGGGAUUGCUAGAUCGUAUGGUAAUUUUAUUUUUAGUUUUCUGAGGAACCUCCAUACUGUUUUCCACGGUGGCUGCACCAACUUACAUUCCCACCAACAGUGUAGGAGGGUUUCCCUUUUCUCCACACCCUCUCUAGCAUUUGUUAUUUGUAGACUUUGUAAUGAUGGCCAUUCUGACCCGUGUGAGGUGGUACCUCACUGUAGUUUUGAUUUGCAUUUCCCUAAAAAUUAGCAAUCAAAACCCCCGCAUCUUAACAUUUCUCCUGCCUUGACCUGGGAACAAAAAGGUAAACACCAGUUCAGUUCGUAAAAUUAAACAUUCUUGUGGAGGUGUCUUUUAGCGUGAAAGACAUUUCAUUUGAAAAGCAUUUAAAUCUGUCUGGCCUGGGGCGCUUAGCCAUGAAUUAAAUGGAGUUUGCUGCUUUUGAGGGAGAGAGUUUCUUUGCCAGCUUUGAAUAAUUCAUCUUAAUCAGUGAAAAAUUGAGACGCUUGGAGCAAAUAAGGAUUAAUAAAAGGUGGGAUGGUGGUCAGCCAGCCCAGCUGUCUCUGAGUGAAGUGACCUGUGGCUUGUCCCACACUGUGAGUGGCCAGUGAUCACUUCAGCAGAAUAGGAAGGAAAAAUUCCAGCUCUUAUUGCUGUCAGUGUCCAAAAGGGGGAUCAACUGUCCCUGUUUUCCCAGGACUGUUUCCCGGGAUGUGGGAUUUCUCAGUGCUAAAACUGGGAAAGUCCUGAGCCAACCGGGACAAGUUGGUCACCUUUGAAUCCAGUGGCUCAGCCUGUAGAUGCAGGUUCGGGUCCCACACCCAACUUGCAGUAGCCUAUUUGACCCCCUCAUUUAACCUCACUGCUUCUUCAUUUUCUCACCCUCCCGCUGGGGUCUCGUGGCCCCUUUGUCACGCCUGCUGACAGCACACAGGAGCGUCGUAACUGGUGUGAAAGCUCUCCUCUCCCAGGAAGGGUUCUUACGCCCCCUCUUCCUCUGGUGCCUUUCGCCAAAACAUUCUCCCUAUGAUUUCAUGGAGAGUGGAGGUUUCUGCCCUUUGGACUGGACACCCUGUUUGCGGGCAGGCAGCCCCUCUGGGAAACGGGAGGUGGUUACAGCCAAGCACGUGUGGGCUGGUGACCGCCAUGCCCAGAGGGGGGCACCGGUGUUAGCCAGCCACCUACUCGUGCACCCCAGGCACACCGGACAGCUGUGUGGACAGGUGAAGAGCGGCUCGUUCU